This is a messenger RNA of Closterium sp. Yama58-4, 3021 nucleotides long. The record is from the annotation of a GenBank genome assembly. NCBI's taxonomy places the organism in Eukaryota, Viridiplantae, Streptophyta, Zygnematophyceae, Desmidiales, Closteriaceae.
AUGAGCGGAACAAAGCGGGAGCGCGGCGGGGGCGCGUGGGGCGCGGAGAGUAGCGGUCCGGGAGGACGCAGCGGAGCUGGCGGAGCGGGGGGAGCGGGGGGGAGUUCGGCGGGGGCGGGCGGGGAGAAGAAGGUAAAAGUGAUGCAGCGCGGGCACGGCAUUGCUCACCUGGAGAAGCUCCGCCUGCAGGAAUUGCGCAACGCGGAACUAGAGCGGUCGCAGCAGCAGCAACAACAGCAGCAGCAGCAACAGCAGCAGUUGCGACAGCUUCAGCAGCAGGAUCCCUCAAGCCUCCUAACCUCUUCCGCGGCCCUUCAAGCCCUGGGCCUCGGCGGACUAUUCCCCUUACCUCCCUCCGUCGCUUCCUCCUCUCUCGCGUCGCCCUCUGCCCCUUUGGGGCCGCUUUCCGACAACCUCGCGACAGCGGCGGCGGCGGCGGCGGCUGCGGCAGCCGCGUCCGAUCCGCUAUUGAGUAUCGCUGCUAGAAGGCAACUAUCGCUACUUGCCGCGUCGCGAUCGUUAUCUAGCGACUUCGCGGAUCGAAUGCGCGUGGGCGGGGACCGAUCCGUGGUGGGCGGAGGGAGCGGGGCGGGCGGAAGCUUGGGCGGGCUGGGCGCAGCGGUUGGGGGCCUGAGCGGAACGACGGGGAGCAGUCCGGGCGGACACGAGCGGGUUCCGCUCGACGUGGUCAUGGCAGCUUCGGCAGGCGCAGCUUUGGGUAGAGAGGGAUUUCACAGGCUCGGCGGAGGCUUGGGCGGAGGUUUGGGCGGAGGCUUGUUUGGCGCAGGCGGAUUAGGGCUAGACGGAGGAUUGGGCGGAGGGCUGGGCGGAGGCGUAGCGGGAACGCGGGGAGGGACCGCGAGCGAAGGGGGCGCGGGGUUUGGUAGUAUCUUCGGCGGGGGGUUGAGGGGGGCGGCGGUGGCGGCGGCCGCGGCAGCUGCGCACGCGGCGAGUUCGGGAAGAGGCGGCACGGGCGGGGCGAUGCAGUCGCUAAGCGAGUUCGCUAUUCGGCGGCUUCAGAUCCUGAACGAUUUGCGGCAGGUGGAAUCAGCAGGCGGGGGAUCGAAUCUCGACGCGGGGGCGUUUGGCGGAGCAGGGGGACCGGUAGGGGGAUCUGUGGCGAUCGGCGCAGGGUACAACUCGUGGGAGGUAGACAGCAGCUCGCGCACCCCCGGGCCCCGCGGAACAGCGCUGGGCGCAGCAUCAGGCGUAGCGCCGGGGGGAGCGUCAGUGGGACCGCCCCGGGGAACGUUGGGGGGAACGCUAGGCUCCGCGGCAGGAGGGGGUCCUGCUGAGGCGGGUUCUUCCCGCGGGCUGUCCAAUCUCGCGUCAGGCGCGUGCGCCGGCGGGGGAAGCGCGGAGAUGAGCGCUGGCGGAGCCGGUGGAAGCGGAGUGGGCGCGGGGGGCGCGGGUUUGAGUGCUGGGGGAGGCGGUAGUUCCGGGGCCGCGGGGGGGAGCUCGCUUUCUGCGCGUCUGCCCAGCGCCGUGCCUCUCUCCGCCAGUGGCGCGGGGCUGGGGCCCUCGGCCUCCCCAUUCUCCCCUGCUUCUUUAGCCGACUCUGUCCUUUGGAAUCGCCUCAAGGGGGAAUCUCAUUUGAAAGAUUCGGCUUUAAGUGAUUUGAAAGCAGCGGAGUUGGCUUUAAGGGACGUGAAAGCGGAUGACUUGGGUCAGUUACGGGGGUUGGAAGCGGCUCACGCGGCGAAAGCGGCACAAGAAGCAAUUGCGGCGCAAGGAGCAAGAGCGGCUCAAGAGGCGAAAGCAGCGGAGCUGGCUUUAAGGCUGCAGCUGGAGGGAAGGUUGGGACCGCAGGAGGCAGCACGGCAGCUGGAAGGGAUUGGCAGUCAAGGGGACCUGGCUUUAAGGCUGCAGCUGGAGGGGCGGCUGGGACCGCAGGAGGCAGCACGGCAGCUGGAAGGGAUUGGCAAGCUAAGGAUGGAGAGGAGAGAGAGAGGAGGGGAAAAGAAGGGGGUGGUUGAGGAGGGGAGGAGAGUGGAGGAGACGAGAGAGGAGGGGAGGAGGGGGAACGAGGGGAGAAGAGUUAAAGAGGAAAGGGAGGUGGAAGGCUGGAGGCCAGGCGGGGAAAAGGGAGCAGUGGAGACGGAGGAAAGGAGAUCAGUGGAGGACGUGAGGGCUGCAGAGGAGUUGAGGGCGGUUGAGAGGUUGAGGAGCAACAUGGCCAAGUGCUUGGGGGAGGAGGUGGCUCGACGGGUCGUUGCCGCCAUGCAGUCUCAGGAAGAGGAGUGCGCCAGGCAGAUUCGCGAGCUGCAUCAAUUGCAUGAGAAGCAGCGGCAGCUCCUCUCUCAGCUACAGCCGGCAGUCGUACCCCAUCCCUCCUCCACCCCAACCUCCUCCCUUCCCUCCCCUGCUGCUGCUGCUCCCUCAACCUCUCUCCAUAUGGGUGGAGCAGAAGCAACAGCAACAGCAACAGCCCCCCCUACUACUCGCCCUUCCGCCCUCUCUCCUACCGUUCCCGCACCUCUUUCCCGCAGCAGACCCACACCCACGUUCAACCCGCCUGAGAGCUGGGCGCGGGCUGCCUAUGCCUGCAACGGUGCUCCGGACUUAAACGCGGAUCCCGAGGCUGAUCCUAGUAGCAUCAGAAAGAGGGAUCGUGUGGACUUCAAUAGAUUAGAGAACGAUGGGAGAGGUGAGAGAGAGGAAGGAGAAGAUCGGGAGUCGGAGAGGUGUGGAAAGAAGGGUAGAGGAGGCUUGGAUUUCGACCUGGAGUCCGAACCUGCUGCUGAGGCUCGGGCUGAUGAGGGUCGGUCAGGGUUUGAUCUGGAGGCUGUUCCAACGGCUGAGAUCGGCGAUGGAGCGGGCAGACGAUCUGGACGGCAGGGGCUGGAUUUGGAGCAGGAUCCGACGGUUGAGGUUGCUUCGGAGCAAGAUCUACGGAUGGGAUCGCAAGAAAGUGGUUUGCACUGUUCCACAACCGAAUCUGCGAGAGCAGAUAGGACGGGGACAGGGCUGGGCUCUGGUACGGCUGUUUCCGAACCUGGUGACCCUAGAAGCUACCUCUGA